Molecule: messenger RNA, 1215 nt
Organism: Scomber japonicus (chub mackerel)
Lineage: Eukaryota; Metazoa; Chordata; Actinopteri; Scombriformes; Scombridae
Gene: cdkn1bb
Product: cyclin-dependent kinase inhibitor 1Bb
Exons: 3
Coding region: 346-900 (184 amino acids)
Biological process (GO): regulation of cell cycle; negative regulation of cell population proliferation; G1/S transition of mitotic cell cycle
Cellular component (GO): cytoplasm; nucleus
Molecular function (GO): cyclin-dependent protein serine/threonine kinase inhibitor activity; protein-folding chaperone binding
Source: RefSeq, a predicted model, not a curated record
GAAGGUUUGUCUGCAGUUUCUCUCACUACGGGACGAAACUGACAGAGCGGCUUCAGUUCCUCUGCACUGUGUUUAGAUGAUCCGUGGAGACGACUCUCGGCUUGAAAACGCCGCGGCCGCUACCGUUUCCAGCUCGACGUCUGCAUGGCAUAAAUCGUUUUACGCUUGUUUUGGAUCUUGCUCAGCGACGAGGAGAUAGUCGUUGUAUUUGAGCUGUGCGUGUGUGUGUGUGUGUAUGUGUGUAUGUGUGUGUGUGUAUGUGUGUGUUGUUUUUUGGGGGUUUUUUUCUUGUAAAACCUGGACGCUCCCGGCUGUUUGAAAAAAAAUAUCUUUCUUUGGUGGAAAAUGUCAGAUGUUCGACUUUCAAACGGGAGCCCGACGCUGGAGCGGACGGACCCCCGGGUGUCGGAUCACCCGAAACCGUCAGCCUGCAGAAGCCUCUUCGGCUCGGUGGAUCACGAAGAGUUAAAGAGGGAUUUAAAGGGACAUCUGCGGGAGAUGGACGAGGCUGCCUCCGCCAAGUGGGGCUUCGACUUCGCUAAUCACACGCCGCUGGCCCACGGCAGGCUGGAGUGGGAAUUAGUGGAUUGUAGAGACGUCCCGGAUUUCUACAGCAGGCAGCCUCGGAGGGAGAAGGGCGUCUGCUCCGCUGGGAAUAACAAUGUGGAUCUAAACGGGAAUCAUAACUGUGUUGUGGUGGCUCCGAGCGACACCGAGAGGUCUGACGGGCAGAUGGAGUGCACGGAGCAGUGCACCGGGAUGAGGAAAAGACCUGCAUGUCACGACCCCUCGGCCCAAAGUAAGAGGUCACACACCAGCUCAGAGGAGGUUAGCUGUCCGAGCCUGAGCCACUCUGCAGAACACACACCCAGAAAGACCAGUCCUAAGAGGCAAACGUGAGGACGAGACGACGAGCCGAAGACGUAUUUCCCCUUUUACAUGGGGAAACCUCAGUGUUGGCCGAUUUUUUUUCGGAAGAGGAACUACACAGCAUCAGAAACAUAUCAACUCUCCUGAAGACGGGGGAGGACGCUGUUGAAGCACUGAAUAGAAACACUAAAGUUGUGGCACUCAAUUAAAGUUACUGCCUCUAAAAGCAGUCAAUGUAGCAGUGUGCAAUUAGGUUUGAUUUCCUUUUUUGCUCCUUUUUUUACUACCUGUGUGUAAAUAAAUAUAUAUUAUAUUUCUCUCCAUAUGUAGCACAUAAGAAAACAU